Rubroshorea leprosula is the source of this 1777-nucleotide messenger RNA. The record is from the annotation of a GenBank genome assembly. Lineage: Eukaryota; Viridiplantae; Streptophyta; Magnoliopsida; Malvales; Dipterocarpaceae.
CAAGAGUUUCUGCUAUCAGGCAUUUGAAAGUUGUGUUUAGAUUUUGAGAAGAAACUCUGAAGCUCACCCAUGAAAAGCACAGUGCUUUAAUGGCUGCUAGCACCCUCUUUCUCUCAUCCGCCCUUCCCAAGCCUUCAUAUUUUCUGUUCUACCCUUUUCAUUCUCCCCCCUCUUCUCCUCUUUGCUUACCCCCACAUUUGCGUUCUUACAAGUUCCGCAAGUUCAACUGCUGCCUCGCCGUCAAAAGUUCAAAUGAUGAAGCCACUAGCAGCGCCGGAACUGAAAAUCGUGCUCCGGACAGCCUCCGGGUGGUAUUCGCGGCAGGCGGCACGGGUGGGCAUAUUAUUCCAGCGAUUGCCAUAGCGGACGAGCUCAAACUCACCAACCCCACCUCUAAAAUUCUAUUUAUUGGCUGCCCCGACAGCAUGGAGAGCGCCGGAAUUUCUUCUGCGGGGUUCAACUUCUCUCCUAUCCGAGCCGUUCAGUUAGUCCAGCCCUUUAUAUCCCCGCGGAACCUCUUCCUCCCCUACCGUCUGAUUAAAUCCAUCUUCAAAAGCUACAAACUUUUGCAGGACUUUAAGCCCCAUAUUGUCAUUGGCACUGGCGGGUAUGUUUCUUUUCCUGUUUGCGUAGCCGCAGCCCUGAUGAAGAUCAAGGUCGUAAUCCAAGAACAGAAUUCUGUGCCGGGUAUUGCGAAUUGGAUUCUUUCUUUCUUCGCUGAUGUGGUGUUUGUGGCGUUUAAUUCCACCAUUGAGUGUUUUCCUAGAAAGGAAAAAUGCUUGGUGUGUGGGAAUCCGGUCAGGUUGUCCUUGAGGGGGUGUGUUCCAAAGGCGGAGGCUAGGCUUAAUUUCUUUCCUAGGUUGAAAAAGAUGGAGGACUCGGGCGGAGUGAAAGUGGUGUUGGUGCUUGGAGGAUCUUUGGGGGCUAAUGCUAUUAAUAUUGCUUUGUUGAAUUUGUACUACCAAAUGCUGUUGGAGCACAAGAACUGGUUCAUUAUAUGGCAAACAGGGGUUGAGUCAUUCAAUGAGAUGGAGAGCCUUGUUAAGAACCACACGCAGCUACUUUUGACUCCGUUUCUGCAUUCCAUGGAUUUGGCAUAUGCAGCUGCAGACCUCAUUGUCUCACGGGCCGGUGCAAUGACAUGUUCUGAGAUCUUGGCCACAGGGAAACCUUCUAUUCUGAUUCCAUCACCAAAUGCUGAAGAGGGACAUCAGUUCAGAAAUGCUUCUCUGAUGGCAGAUGUUGCGGGUUCAAGGGUUAUAACUGAAGAUGAGCUAGAUUCAACAACACUUGGAACUGCUAUUGAAGAACUUUUAGGGAAUGAGAGUUUGAUGGCAGACAUGUCUGAGAGAGCCCUAAAAGCUGCAAAACCUGAUGCCUCUGCAGAGAUAGCAAAACACAUUAUUUCUCUAGUCAACUAAUAGCAGAAAAGGAGAAACAGCUAUACAAUCCAUUGAGAAUUUUUUUCCCCUUCAUGUUAGAUGAACCUGGCUCAAGGUUUCUCCCUCAAAGAGAAAGCUGAAGAGCAUAAUGGACGUGAGGAUUGAGGGUCAUUACUCACCCAAGGCAGCACGUCAGCAUCAGACCUAGCUUUGACAUGUCUGGAGCUAGUAGACUCUAAUUAAGGAACGUCCUCUCACGAGAGGACUCUGAGGACGGCUCUGGCUGCGUCCCCAUACUCGCCUCCUCCAUAAGUGUUAUAGUUAGCAGUUCAUCCAUGUCCAAAACUUUCUGGCACAAACUCACCGCCCUUCAUCACCUACCCGUGCAUUAAGUA